UUUCACAAGGCAUCUUUUGCUCUUGCACUGUUAUGGGCUGAAAGUUACAGACUUAACUUUAUGAAGGUACAUAGGAAGCGAACUCGUGAAAAUGAUGUAGGGGACUUGGUAAGAAAGAAAGGUAAAUCAUUAGAUGCAAUAUCACCAGAUGGGCAGAUUGAUCAACUGAAGGCUAUUUGGAAUGCGGCGGUCUCUGAUCCAGUGGAGAUUUCCAGCGGAAUGCGCCCAUGCAAGGAUAAAUAUUGGGUUCCCAAUAGACACUACAGAGCCUUCAUCCAGACUAAUGACGUGAAUUCUUCAUGCUCUCCUACUUUUACUUUACCUUGUACAUUCGAGCGCUAUGAUUUAGUAGGAACAAGCGAUAUCAAUGAAUUAGUCCUUAAACACGAAGCCAUGAAGCCGCGUGAUCCAGAUAUGCGGGCAAGUCGGUUCAAAUGUAUCAUCUCGCCUGAGAAGCGACUCCCUGCGAUAUUCAAACUAAACACAUUUUGUUUUAACUUUGUCCGCUCUCUUGUGCACCCAUUGCAUAACUUUUUACAGUAUCACUACAAUCUGCAUAACGCCAAUGAACUUGAGGUUAUGCUUAUGCCAUGUAAAGGCCCUCUUGCUGAGGCGGACGCGCGCUAUCAUCGCCGUGUAGUUUCCAACAUGUCUUCAGAGCGCAAAAGUGGUUCUGCGAGACUAAAACUCAAGUCGGCUCCUUUACAAGAGGCAGCAUACACCAGUGAUGGAAAUCUUACAGGCAGACAUUGCUACGUUGCCACAAAUAAUGAAACACUUUCCGAAAACAAUUUUUUAGACGCAGUACGGAACUGGGGUGUUGCUAAAGUGUUUGACAUCAACGGCUUUACGCUUCUGCGAACUGGUGCUAUUGGCCGACAUGCCGAACAAAAGCUCCUAGAGUUCUUGGUUUCCGAAAUUUUACCGAACGCCGCACCAGAGUUUUUGGCCCCUGAAAGAAAAAAAACACUUCAACCUACAGAAAAGGCAUUAGUUAUAGGCGAACGACUCCCGUGUGCAGUGUGCAAACUGUUCGCCCGGCGGUACGAACCGUAUGCUGAAAUGCUACCAUCACACGGCCAUCUAUACUUAUCAACUGUAUCCACGACUCUUUUAUUCGAUAAUUCACUUGAGGAGCUUCUUCGCUUUCCAUCCGCAGCAGCGUCGCUUCUGAUGGAGAAUGGAUCCAGUCGAUGUCUCAUGCAUCAUCAUAUUAGUAAAGCGGAUCAAAAAACCCUAAGGAAAACAAAAUAG
Molecule: messenger RNA, 1254 nt
Organism: Phytomonas sp. Hart1
Lineage: Eukaryota; Euglenozoa; Kinetoplastea; Trypanosomatida; Trypanosomatidae
Source: the annotation of a GenBank genome assembly